AUGGACUCUAAGAGACAGCCCUACACUUUUGGAAAAGACGCCCCUCUCCCCCGCACUCCCAUCAGGCGCGUGGUCGGCCCGUACCCACAGAUCAUUUGGCCCAUCUUUCCAUAUGACGAGUUGCUGGAGCUGUUUGGGUUCAGGAGUCUUGAAUUGAGGAGGAAAGUAGCUAGCCUGAUGUUCCUAUACAAGCUGGUGCGAGGCUUGGUAGACGAUCCUGCUAGCCUGGCCGUCUUAUCUUAUCGCGUACCUUCAUUCAACAGUAGGAGCAACCUUCUGUUCUCAGUUCCAUUCUGCCGCACGACGGCUCGUGCUUCCUCGCCACUCUACCGGCAACUGGAGCAUCCGCAACACACCUGCCGCAGCACUUCUACCGCAGCACAUCUGCAGUACUUUUGCCGCACCACACCUCCCGGAGCAAACCCCCGCAACAUACCUCCAGCAGCAUUCCUUCAGCAGCACACCUCCCACAGCACUCCUCCCAGAGCACACCCCCGCAGCAAUCCUCCCGCAGCACAUCCCCCGGAGCACACCUCCAGCAUCACGCCUCCAGCAGCACACCUGCCGCAGCACUCUUACCGGAGCUCACCUCCCGCAGUACACCUCCAGCAUCACUCCUCCCGCAAUACCCCUCCAGUAGCAUUCCUUCAGAACCACACCUCCCACAGCAUUCCUCCACCAGAAAAACCUCCCGCAGCACUCCUCCAGCAGCACACCCCCCGCAGCACUCCUACAGCAGCACACCCCCACAGCACUCCCACAGCACACCCCCGCAGCACUCCCGCAGCAUAUCCUCAGCAGCCCAACUCUCGCAACUGUUCUGUUGCUAAGGGUUAA
Homalodisca vitripennis (glassy-winged sharpshooter) is the source of this 837-nucleotide messenger RNA. RefSeq lists its product as uncharacterized. Bases 1 to 837 code for a protein of 278 amino acids. The record is from RefSeq and is a predicted model, not a curated record. NCBI's taxonomy places the organism in Eukaryota, Metazoa, Arthropoda, Insecta, Hemiptera, Cicadellidae. The transcript has 3 exons.